Centropristis striata (black sea bass) is the source of this 1377-nucleotide messenger RNA. RefSeq lists its product as uncharacterized. The transcript is spliced from 6 exons. The record is from RefSeq and is a predicted model, not a curated record. The coding region runs from base 332 to 907 and encodes 191 amino acids. Gene Ontology annotation, cellular component: membrane. Lineage: Eukaryota; Metazoa; Chordata; Actinopteri; Perciformes; Serranidae.
UGUGUGAGCAACAAAGACAAGUGGUGUGGCAGGUCAUUUCCUUGUCAAGCUUCUUUGACAAAGCAGAGAAUUUCAGGUCGGAAUCAAGAUAAAGAAGAAAAAAAGGUAUGUGUUUCACUGAAAACCUCAACUGCAGAUUCAGAUCCACAGUGGUAAAAAUGGUUUUAAAGGCAAGUUUGGCAAGGCAAGGCAAGUUUAUUUAUAUGGCACAAUUCAGACACAGGGCCAUACAAAGUGCUUUACAGGGGCAAGAUUAAAAUACAUAAAACACAUUAGAAGACAUUUAAAAGCGAAUUUAAAAAAAGGUACCGUUGUUUGUGUUGACAGGAGAAUGAAGAAGACUUUUGUUUGUAAUGGAGAAAUGAUCAUCACUAUUCCCAUCGGGAGUCUGAAGGACGCUGCAGAGGGUCAACUGAUGCCGGAGAAGUUUCAGUGUGUCUACAGAGAUUCCUACAAGAUCUUUGCAAUGAGAGGGAAACCUAAACCUCUGGGAGCAGCCCAAGCCAUCGCUGGUGUCUUCAUCCUCACGCUCGGUCUGAUUUUCACUCAGACAGAAGACUUCACCAGGUUCUACACCGUCCCCAGUGUUGUGUUUGUGGUGUGUGGUAUGCUGUCCUAUGCUGCCGGACAAACUCCAAACAUGCAUGUGACCAAGCUGUCAUUCUCUCUGAACAUCAUCAGCUUCUUCUGGUCCCUGGCGGCAGGUUGUCUCUGUCUGAUCGGGAUUCUUAGUCAACACAACUCACAGGAUUUCAAGAAGGUCCAUGAAGGCAUCAAGGGACUGAUAAUGGCUCUGCUGAUUAUUGAAAAGUUAAUGGCUCUUUUCUUGAUCUACUGGUUGAGUAAAGCUGUAUGCAGACAGGAUUUCAACACCUUGCCCAUCAUACUGCUGAAGCAGGGAGACUGAGCUGAACCAUUGAAUCACCAAUCACCUAUUUAAAUGGUGCAUUUAAAUCCCUUAUUGCAUUAAAAGUGCACGAUAAUAUGUAACCCUCAAAACAUAAAACAUACAAAGAAUGUGGAAUUAACUUUUAACAUUCAGGCGCAUUUGAAAAUAUGCAAGCAUGUGAAUCACUUCUUGGAUAAAGAUGACCUUAUUAAUUGCUUUGUGUACAUCUGACUGUUUAUAUUGCAUUGUUUAAUUGUUUUAUAGCAUUAGGCCAUCAUAAAGUAAUUAUUACUGGUGGGACCUUUAAUCUCUAAGACCUGAAGAUUGUUGUAUUGUCUCAACUCCUGGGCGAUGAUAUAUUAUAGUUGAUAUUAAAACGUCUUGUGAUGUAAUCACUGUUUACUUUUGUUCUGUUUUCUGUGAACUACUUUUUGAGUUUUUCUUGUGCAAAUAAAAGUUAUUAUUUCAUCAUUUAUGCUUAAUUUGUC